Exaiptasia diaphana is the source of this 1170-nucleotide messenger RNA. RefSeq names its product transmembrane protease serine 9. The record is from RefSeq and is a predicted model, not a curated record. Gene Ontology annotation, biological process: proteolysis. Bases 114 to 977 code for a protein of 287 amino acids. The transcript has 6 exons. Gene Ontology annotation, molecular function: serine-type endopeptidase activity. NCBI's taxonomy places the organism in Eukaryota, Metazoa, Cnidaria, Anthozoa, Actiniaria, Aiptasiidae.
AAUCUGUACUUUGCGAAAGGGUGCUGGAUUCAGUUAGAGUUCAGCAGAUCUCGUUGUGUGCUAGGCAUCAAGAUCAUUUUUCGACUGCAUUCACAAGCAAGAGAUAUCACGAGAUGAAGUUCAUAGUACCUUUGCUACUUCUGGGUGCACUGUGCACGUGCUUCGCCGAAGGACGUAAAACAAAGACGAAAAGAGAAAAGAGAGAAAUCAAAUGUGGAACCAAAGGAGAAGGGAUUGAAAGAAUUGUAGGUGGAACGAACGUAACUACAAAAGGCCUAUGGCCGUGGCAGACAUCGAUACAACUCAAACGUCGUGAUUUUCAUUUCUGCGGUGGCAGCAUCAUCAAGCCUGAUUGGAUAAUCACUGCCGCUCAUUGUUUCAAAGAAAAUGCCAAUCCUUCGGACUACAAAGUCAUCGCCGGUGAGCUUAACCUUGAGAAAAAGGAAGAUGACGAACAAGUAAUGGACAUCGAGAAGAUCAUCAGGCAUCCAAGCUACAACGAAUCGAAACUCCCUAAAUUUGAUUAUGACCUCGCACUACUGAAACUGAAAAAUAAUAUUACAUUCAAUGGCAAGGUUCGACCUAUUUGCCUUCCAACAAAGCGUUUUCCAGAUGGAAAAAAUUGUUACGCUACUGGUUGGGGAUACCUUGAACACAAGAAGGAAAACGAAACGGCGAAGAGAACCCCUAUUCUUCAACAGGUCAAACUUCCCCUUGUUUCUGAUGGAACGUGUCGAAACCAUUUCUCGAGACUGACCUCACGCAUGAUCUGUGCCGGCGAUGGGAAAGGAGGUAAAGGCAUAUGCCCGGGUGAUAGUGGUGGACCUCUGGCCUGUAAGAACAAAUCUGGUAUCUGGGACCUGGCUGGAGUUGUGAGCUUUUUCCUAGGGGAGUGCGCUCGCAAGGAUAGCUAUGACUUUUAUACCAACAUGGUUCAACUCAAAGGCUGGGUUGAAGGACAAAUCAGCAAAAAUUAGUACUUUUGCGCCAAAUAAAUGUAUGAAAUGUCCAACAUUUGUGUUGCUUUCAACAAGAUAAUUUAGCGUAACUUUUAACUCUUUAAGGCAAGCACUUUUUGUUGAUUUACCACAUACUUCUAAACAUACAAAAACAUUUGUACGUUGAUUUAUCAUAAGAUGAAUAUCAAUCAGCAGACGUACUUUACCCUUA